AGGGUGUGUUUGUCAAUAUUAAGACGGUAGGAGGAGUCAUUCAGAUAAAAUUUAAAAGUUUAGGAGCUGGUUUGUUAGUCGAGAUAAAAUAAAGGGAGCUGUUGGAUAUAUAUAACUCCAAUACAAACCACCUAACAUAUAAAACCUCACCAAACAUUGUCUUCUUGCUCAGUGUUCUACUCCGCUUUCAUCUCUCUCGUUUUCACCGCCGUUUCUCCCCCUCUUCGCCUUCGCCGAAUCCGUCUCCCAUGGCUCCUUCGUUCGUGAUCAACGGUGGCGACUUCGCCGCCGCCAUCGGCAAGACCUCCAGCGGCGGCCGCGCAUCCUCCGUUUACAGUGAGGUCCAGACCAGCCGAAUCGACUACGCACUCCCUCUCCCCUCAGUCCUCACCGGUCCAUUCAAGAUCGUUGACGGCCCCGCUAGUUCCGCCGCCGGGAACCCUGAUGGGAUCGCCAGUCUGUUCCCGAAUCUGUUUGGCCAGCCUUCCACAAUGCUGAUGCCGACCGACGGCGAGCAUGCUCUCGAUUCCGGUCGCAAACUGAAAAUCGGCGUGGUCUUGUCCGGAGGCCAGGCGCCCGGAGGACACAAUGUCAUCUCCGGGAUCUUUGAUUACUUGCAGGCUCAUGCCAAGGGGAGUACGGUUUAUGGAUUCCGUGGAGGUCCUGCUGGUAUCAUGAAGUGCAAAUAUGUAGAACUGACUCCUGACUACAUUCGCCCUUACAGAAACCAGGGUGGUUUUGAUAUGAUCUGCAGUGGCAGGGACAAGAUUGAGACACCGGAACAGUUUAAGCAAGCUGAAGAAACUGCAGUGAAGCUCGAUUUGGACGGGCUUGUUGUUAUUGGUGGGGAUGAUUCCAACACUAAUGCUUGCCUGCUUGCUGAAAACUUCAGGAGCAAGAAUUUGAAGGCACGGGUAAUUGGCUGCCCGAAGACAAUUGAUGGUGAUCUGAAAUGCAAAGAGGUCCCCACCAGUUUUGGAUUCGACACUGCCUGCAAGAUAUAUGCUGAAAUGAUUGGCAAUGUCAUGAUUGAUGCCCGAUCAACUGGGAAAUAUUAUCACUUUGUACGGCUUAUGGGUCGUGCUGCCUCCCACAUUACCUUGGAGUGUGCUUUGCAAACUCACCCCAACAUUACAAUCAUUGGAGAAGAGGUUGCUGCAAAAAAAUUGACCCUUAAAAAUGUUACCGAUUACAUGGUUGAUGUGAUCUCCAAACGCUCAGAACUUGGUUAUAACUAUGGUGUUAUCCUUAUUCCAGAGGGCUUGAUUGAUUUCAUCCCUGAGGUCCAGCAGCUCAUUGCAGAACUGAAUGAAAUUCUGGCCCAUGAUGUUGUUGAUGAAGCUGGGCUCUGGAAGAAGAAGCUUGCGGAGCAGUCUCUUCAGCUUUUUGAAUUUUUGCCUCAAGCUAUUCAGGAGCAGUUGAUGCUUGAGAGAGAUCCACACGGAAAUGUUCAGGUUGCUAAAAUAGAGACAGAGAAAAUGCUCAUUCAGAUGGUUGAAACCGAGUUAGAAAAAAGGAAGCUAGAAGGUUCAUACAAAGGCCAAUUCAAAGGACAAUCCCACUUCUUUGGGUAUGAAGGAAGAUGUGGGUUGCCAACUAAUUUUGAUUCUAUGUACUGUUAUGCACUGGGCUAUGCUGCUGCUGUUCUUCUCCACAGUGGGAAGACUGGGUUGAUUUCAUCAGUUGGAAAUCUGGGUGCCCCUGUUUCAGAAUGGACGGUGGGCGGGACUGCAUUGACUUCCUUAAUGGAUGUGGAGAGAAGACAUGGUAAAAACAAGCCCGUUAUCAAGAAGGCAAUGGUAGAGCUCGAAGGUGCACCUUUCAAAAAGUUUGCCUCAACGCGGGAAGAGUGGGCUCUGAAGAACAUAUACAUCAGUCCUGAGAAAUAGGCCAUUAGGGUUUUACGCACACUGAAGAAGAAACAGAGAGUGUAGCGAAGAGAAGAGGAUACGAAGCCAUGAAUGGCGGAGGAGACGCCCAAAACGGGCCAGCAAAGCAGCUGACGGCCGAAUCACUGCCCGUGUUCAACGAAGGAGUAUACUUGAUUCUCUCCCGAUGGUCUGCUCUCCAGCUCGCCAUCGAAGAAGAAUGGGCUGGCCGCCGCUCCCGCCAGUUGGCCGAUCAACUCGCUUCCGACAUCUUCUCCUGGUUCACCCAGGCCAAAGCCGAGCCGCUUUACAUCGAUGAUUUAGAGAACGUUCUCGACGAAGGGAUGCUUUCUCUCAAUUGCGAGAUUGACGAUGGUAGCGUAGAGGAGGUGGCCGAGAAGUUGAUGAUUAUGCAUGAGGAAUGUUUGGAAGGUGAUUAUAGCUCUGUUGAGAAGUUGAGAAGAGCAGGGCCUGCAGCAGGGACUCAACAACAUAUUAGACAGGCUGGCAAUGAUGAUAACGAUGACUCUUCGGAGGAUGGAAGUGAUGAUGAAGGUGAUAUGAUGCCUGGAAGUAGAUCAAAUAUGGCAGUGGAUUCGCCAGUUCCUCAGCCUAGGGCGAGUUCGGAGAACAGGCCUAAUGAAAGUCAGAUGGAGGACGAUGGGUGGACGGUUGUUUCUUCAAAUCGAAACAAAGGUAGAAGGAAUUAAGUCGAACAUCAUCAUGCAAUGCUCAUCGAAGACUCGUGAAGUUCGAGACGUGGCAGUCAUCCGUUCCAAUUAUACUGAAGAGGUAGAAGGAAGUAGAUUGAGACUUGCUAAGCUGUUGUUUAGUUAUCUGUUGCGUUUGUCUUCGGGUUUUUGUGGUUUCUUUCGACCUGGUUAUAUAGAGAACCAUCAGCGUGCAAGUUUUCGUGGAAAUUUUGUGUUCUGCUUAUCCUUGUCCCAACAAUAAUAUUUGGCAAAUGAUAAUUUGACCACCAUGAUUCUGAAUCCCAAUUCAUACGACUUGAAUCUUUGAAGCUCGAGAUCUUGUUUGGUUCUAGCUUUUUCUGAAUUUAAAUGUUACUAUUUUGGUAAGAGAAUCAGAUCGAGCUCUCAGAAACAUAACCCAAAUGGUCAACGAGUAAAUGGAGUUUAUGCAGGCUUGAUUGUCGACAAGUAUGAUAUCGUAUAGGAAGAAGAUUCCAUAUGCUAGUUCUUUUGAUGCCUCAAUAGGAUGAAGACAAGAGAAGACUGAUAGUACCCGAGUUUCUUUUUGGGUUCCGGAAUCGAUUCUGAACUCUAGCACAACUGAGAUGGUGGUUGAAGAUGAAAGCAACGAGAUGCAGAAAGUUUUCCACAUGAAAGGCGGAUUAGGGGAAGAGAGCUAUGCCCUUAACUCAAAAUCCCAGAGCGCCUACUUAUCCAGAGCGAUGCAGGUUCUGGAUCAAGCAGUUCUGGACCUCUGCACUGCCGGAUUUCCAGCCAACUCGUUUAACAUAGCAGACCUCGGAUGUUCUUCAGGACCAAACUCUCUGGUCGCGGCUGCGCAGAUCACAGGCAUCAUCCAUCAGAAGAGCUCCCAGCUCGGCCGAACGCCUCCGGAAUUCUCUGUCUUCCUGAACGAUCUUCCGGGAAAUGAUUUCAACACGGUUUUCAACUCCCUGCCGUCUUUCCAGGAGAAGCUGAAAACAGAGCAUGGGCAAGAUUUCGGGCCCUGUUAUGUUUCAGGCGUUCCGGGCUCUUUCUACGGCAGGCUUUUCCCCUCCAAUUCCCUCCAUUUCGUUCAUUCCGGCCAGUGCCUUCACUGGCUUUCCCAGGUUCCUCCAGAGCUGCGUGACAAACAGGAUCCGCUGAUAAACAAAGGGAAGGUUUUCAUCUCGAGAACGAGUUCACCUGCUGUAAUAGACGCUUACAAGUCCCAAUUCCAAAAGGACUUCUGCGCAUUCCUCCAGGCACGUUCAGAGGAAGUGGUUGCAGGUGGGAGAAUGGUGUUGCAGUUCAGGGGAAGACGUCUAGAAGACCCGGCCCCUGAUGAAAGUUGCUUGCUCUGGGAUUACCUAGGAUUGGCCUUCCAGGAAUUAGUUUCUGAGGGGCUCAUUCCUGAAGGGAAGCUGGACACUUACAACACACCAUAUUACGAGGCGUAUACUGAAGACGUGAGAGAUGAGAUCGAGAGAGAAGGGUCGUUUGCUGUGGAUCGCCUGGAGACCAUCGUGAUCCCAUGGGAUGGGUGUAAUGGAGGAGGAACGCAGUAUGACAGGGCGACCACAGCCAGGAACAUGGGGAAGGCAAUAAGAGCAGUGAACGAGGCAAUGAUUCGGAGCCAUUUCGGUGGAGGAGAUGUGGAGUUUGUGGACCGUUUGUUUCAGAAAUUUGGUAGAAUCAUGGUGGAUGACUCGAAGGAAGUUGAGCAUGUCAGUAUUGUUGUCUCUGUCAUCAAGAAGCAAUCAACCGUUUGAGCAUGUCCGUCAGUACAAUCGAUGGCUGUGCCUGUGUGUGAUCUGCUUAGUAAUAUCACUAAGCCAUGGAAUACUGGAGGGAAUCGGCAGCUUUGGCAAAAAUCACUUCAGUUCUUCAUUCUCAACAGUAACGGAGGAAGAUGAUGAGUGGCCUGUCUUACCGACCUCUCUUCAAUCUACCUCUUGUUUCCAAGCUCCCCUGCAUCUCCUCUGUUUUUUCCCUCCCAAAGAAAUGGCUGAAAUCAUUCUGGGCCCUCUAGUUGAACUAAUCCUUGGCAAGUUGGUCACCCUUGCGUCCGAUCAGGUCCGGCUCUUCUGGAAUCUCAAACCCGAGAUCGUGAAACUCCAACGCACCGUCAUCGUCAUCCAGUGUGUGCUUCUCGAUGCAGAGAAGAAGCAGUCCCACAACAACCAAGUCAAACUCUGGCUGGAGAGCAUCUCAGACAUCAUGUACGAUGCUGAAGAUCUGCUUGAUGAUUUAUCCACGGAGGCU
Molecule: messenger RNA, 4804 nt
Organism: Linum tenue
Lineage: Eukaryota; Viridiplantae; Streptophyta; Magnoliopsida; Malpighiales; Linaceae
Source: the annotation of a GenBank genome assembly